Messenger RNA from Paramecium sonneborni, 864 nucleotides. The record is from the annotation of a GenBank genome assembly. NCBI's taxonomy places the organism in Eukaryota, Ciliophora, Oligohymenophorea, Peniculida, Parameciidae.
AUGAUAAUAUUUAAUAUUGAAACCUUAAGACAAUAAACUAAUUAUGGAUAAACUCACCUCCAUCCCAGAAUAUCUGCUUAUCCAAAUGAAAAUGUUAAUCAAAUUCUUCCAACAAUUAAUAUGAGAUACACACCUUAUUUUAGUGAUCAAAUUAAUGAUGCUGGAUGGGGUUGUGCUUGGAGAAGUAUAUAAAUGAUGCUAUCCUCACAAUAUAACAUAACUCCAGAAUUUAGAUGGUUAUUCAGUUUCUUUGGUUCAAAGACUAUUUUAGAUAAAAUAUAUAUGCAUAUCAACUAACUUGAUCAAGUUCCUUAAUAUCUUUAAACUGCAUUAUAUGCGCCACAUGAUUUAGCUAAUGGCUGGGCAGAACCAUAUAUUGGCUAUCUUAUUCUUUAUUAUAUGGGAUUUGAGUCUAAACUAUUUUUAAUUAAUGGAUACCCACCUAAUUCAAAUGCUCCCAAAGAAGUAUUUUAAGAAACACUCACAUUUAAUCAAUUUAAAUCAUUUUUAUCUGAACAUUUCUCUUUAAGGAAAUCACCUAUUUAAAUCGAUGAUUCUCAAUACAGUAUGGUUAUUCAUGAUUACAAAAUUGAUGGAAAUAAUUCAAUACUAUAUAUUGGAGACCCACACAUUUAUUUCAUUCACAAUAAUAAAGAAAAUAUUGGAUUAUACACUGUUACUUUAAAUGAUGUUGGAGAUCAAAUCUCUAAUACAAUUACUCCUCAAUAAGAACAAUUUUAUAUGUUUAAAAAUUCUUAUAAAACAUUGCAUUUUAAUUAAAAAUAAUGGAUGGCUACAUGCAUUCUUAAAAGUUAAGACGUUUGGCUUGAUUGGAGAGAAAGAUAAUUGAUUAUUGAUUAAUGA